Molecule: messenger RNA, 1554 nt
Organism: Symbiodinium natans
Lineage: Eukaryota; Dinophyceae; Suessiales; Symbiodiniaceae
Source: the annotation of a GenBank genome assembly
AUGGUGCCCAAGCCCCCCGAGCCGGCGGCACUCCCGGCUGUGGCCGAGGACAGCGAGCGCGUGGAGUGCCAAGGCUUCGAUGAGACUGCGUCUCUGGCAUCGGAAGUCGACAGUCAUCUCGUCAGGGGCGUGGCGCUGGACAUCUGUCUUCGCGGUUGGGGGAGUACCUUUAGGUCUAGUGGAUCCGACCGAGGGGACAGCUACAGUCUGAGCAAGGUCACACCUCGAAUCUCUGCUUUCCUGAGCCAUGACUGGCAGACGGGAAGACUCUCAAAGACCUUGGCCCUUCUCCUGGUCUUCAACAGCAUGCCGGCAGCAUCGGUGUCCCUCUUCACAGUGCUUCUGUCGAGUGGGCUGCUGGCUUUGGGUUGGCUCCCGGGAGGCUGGCCCACGGGCUGCGCAGCCGCCUAUGGCACGUUCUACUUGGUGCUCUUUUUCUGGCAACGGCUGCAGCGCCUGUGGUGCUCCGAGACCCUGGUCUUUCUGGAUAAGCUCUGCAUCGCGCAGCAUAACGACGAGCUCAAGCGGCAUGGAAUUCUCAGCCUUGGCGGGUUCCUUGCCAGAUCCAACAGGCUGGUCGUCUUGUGGUCGCCGCGCUUCUUUACCAGGGCUUGGUGCGCCUUCGAGUUAGCCUGCUGGCUGAAGCAGGAGGAGCGCAUCGAUUCAUUUGAGCUGGUACCAGUCGCAGCCGCGCUUCUGCUUUGCUCCGCACACCUCUUUCUGACGAUUACCUGCUUCGGGUGGCAGGCAUGGGUGUAUCUGUCGAACGACGUGGGCAGCUUCGGCGAGGUCAAAUUUGGGCAGGCCAUACUUACAGGCUUCCUCUUCAUUCUUCCGGCCUGGCUCUUCGUGUGGCCAGUGCAGACGUACUUCGGGAUUGCGCACACGCAGGACUUGCUAAAGCUUCCCUACCAGAUGCGGAGCUUCAGCAUCUCCGCAUCGCAGUGUGCCUGCUGCACCCUGAAUCACGUGAAUCCGGAGACAGGCCAGCCUCUGAUCUGCGACCGGCAGCUUGUUUUCCGGACCCUGCGGCGGUGGUACGCGAAGGAUCCCCACUCGGAGUCCUCUGGCGACGAGGAGCACCUGAGAUGCUUCGACACGCUCGUGCGCGAGCGCUUGAGUGUCCACGUUCUCCGAAGCCUUGGAUCGGGUACUCCGCCUUUCAAGUAUAUCUUUGCCAUGGUCGCAUCCACCGCGUUCCCAGUUCUGCCACUCUACGUCCAUCUCUCAGUCCGCAACCGUGGUGUUCAUUGGGUGUUCAUAGUGGAUUACUUCAAGGUGCCCGCGCUGACACUCUUCUUCUUUUGGUCGGCGAUGUUCGCCUGGAGAAUGGGCGCCCGGCUGCCAGCGACAGUUCCUCGAUGGAUUGCUGCGAUUCUUGUUCAGUUCAUGAGCCUGUUGCUGAUCGGAUGCUUCUGGCUUCCCUACGAGUCCGUGGUGAAUUCUUCCUAUCGGCCAUGGGCCUUCUGCGUUUCACUGUCUGUUUUGUGGGUGGAGGUUGUCAUUCUCUAUGUUCCUCUCCGCUGCAGAUGUCGAAGACAGGGUGGGAGCUGA